Vanessa atalanta (red admiral) is the source of this 1564-nucleotide messenger RNA. RefSeq names its product facilitated trehalose transporter Tret1-like. Bases 84 to 1499 code for a protein of 471 amino acids. Gene Ontology annotation, molecular function: transmembrane transporter activity. The transcript is spliced from 11 exons. NCBI's taxonomy places the organism in Eukaryota, Metazoa, Arthropoda, Insecta, Lepidoptera, Nymphalidae. The record is from RefSeq and is a predicted model, not a curated record. Gene Ontology annotation, biological process: transmembrane transport. Gene Ontology annotation, cellular component: membrane.
CUAAGUGCACGUCUAGUGUUAGUGUUUGAUUGAAUUAUUAAAAAUUUAGUGUUCGACUUACGUUUUAAGUGAACUUUUGGGUGAUGUUUGAUAUAUUUUUAAAAGACAUCAAAUUAAAAUGGCGUCAAUAUUUAUAUGCGUCAUUAGCCAGCUAUGGCAGUCUCUGUACUGGGAUGUCCAUGGGAUGGACAUCGCCAGCCUUGCCGCAGCUCCGCUCUAACAACUCCCCCUUACCACGAGAACCUACGUUACAGCAGGAAUCAUGGAUAGGAUCGUUACUUGUUCUUGGAGGAUUGCUUGGACCCCUAAUCACAGUUCCUCUAUUAAACCGAAUCGGGCGAAGAUGGAUCAUCAUGGGUUCAAACAUUCCUCUACUCCUCGGCUGGUUGCUCGCUGGUGUGGCAACUGAUUUGCCUACUAUUUACGCCGCUCGUAUUAUGUGGGGUUGCGCGACUGGCAUGCAGUUUGCAACGGUGCCAUUAUAUAUUGGGGAGAUAGCUGAAGACAAGAUUCGUGGUUCCUUAAGCUCAUUGUUCUUGCUCUUCAUCAACGUUGGAUUCCUCCUGGCAUAUGCCAUCGGCCCAUUCUCCACGUACUGGGGCCUCACAGCUACUGGCGGUAUACUGUCACUGUUCUAUAUCCCAUGUACUUGGAUCAUCCCAGAGACUCCGUUCUUCUCAGUUUAUAAAGGUAGAAUCGAAGAAGCAUCUCAAGUUUUACAAGACCUAAGAGGGACAUCGAAGGAUGCUGUUCAAGCAGAAUUGGAAGGAUUACAAGCAAUCAUCGCGAGGGAGUUCAAAGUUGAACCCAGCGUGAAAGACUUGUGGGCUACCAGAGGAAAUUUAAAAGCAUUGGGUAUUUGCGUUUUCCUAGCGAUGUUACUGCAACUGUCGGGAAUCGAUGUUUUACUUUUCUAUAUGGAAGAACUUCUUAUAAAAGUAGGCACAAAAAUUUCGCCAUCUGAUGGAACCAUAAUAAUGGGAGUUGUUCAGGUUGUUACAAGUUUCAUUACACCUCUAGUAGUGGAUCGACUCGGAAGGAAGCUUCUCAUGUGGACAACAUCGCUUGGUCUAACGAUAUUUCUGGGAAUUAUAGGUAUCUACGCGUUACUAGACUCACAUUACCACUACAACGUCGAGUCCUGGGCGUUCCUGCCUCUGUUGUGCCUCAUUGUGUAUAUGAUAUUAUUUACUCUCGGUGUUGGUCCAGUACCAUGGAUCUUGGUAGCAGAAAUGUUCCCCGUUAGAACCAAGUGUCUCGCCAGCGGUAUAGCCUCCUUCAUGUGCUGGCUGGCUGGCUUUAUAUGGACCAGGUUCUUCCGUGACGUGGCGGCGUCCUACGGCAUUUACACUGCCUUCUGGAUAUUAGCCGUGUGCUGCGGGUUUGGCUUCAUUUUCUCCGUCAGUCCACUGUUGCCGGAGACUAAAGGGAAAACCUUCGAUGAAAUCCAAGACAUGCUCAAUAAUAGAACAAAGCAACCGAACCCGGAACCAGUUUAACGUGGGAAUUAUAUAGAAGAUUUAUAUUUUGUUUAUAAUUUAUUGUAACGAAUAAAAAAAUAUAA